AUGGAUUACGAAAUGGAAAUCGAGCCCGUUGGGCCGCAAGUGACCGUCCGUGAGGCAGAGCCAUAUCGCGUUGACUUCAAACUGUCCAGCGUCGACCUCGCGCUCGCAAACUCACUUCGACGCGCGAUGAUCGCCGAAGUGCCCACAGUAGCUAUAGAUAUUGUCGAGGUUGAGACCAACACAUCCGUGCUCCCGGACGAGUUUCUCGCGCACCGCCUGGGUCUUAUUCCGUUGAACAGCAAACAUUGCGAUAAUGACAUGGAAUACAAUCGAGACUGCACAUGUGAAAGCUGGUGCUCCAGAUGCAGCGUGCGGCUGACGUUACAUGCGCGGUGUAAUCAGGCGGAUGAUGUUAUGAAGGUUUAUUCUCGGGAUUUGGUGGUCACUGGUGACAGGGCCAAUGAGUGGGUGGGCAAUCCAGUCAUCACCGACCCGGAGGGCAAGGGACCGUUGAUCGCGAAGUUGAUCAAGGGCCAGGAGUUGAAGUUGACGUGCAUUGCACGAAAGGGUAUUGCCAAAGAGCAUGCAAAAUGGUCUCCUACGUCGGCGGUUGGCUUCGAGUAUGACCCGCAUAAUAAUCUAAGGCAUAUAGACUAUUGGUAUGAGGAGGAUCCUAUAAAAGAAUGGCCUAUCUCAGAAAAUGGGAAAUGGGAAACCCCCAAUCCACCAGACCAGCCAUUCGACUACGACGCACAGCCUAGCACAUUUUACGUAGAUGUCGAAUCGAUUGGAAAUCUCGAGCCAGACGCGAUUGUGCAGCAGGGGAUACUUACACUUCAAACCAAACUGGCCACUAUAAUAGACACCCUCACGAACCCCAACGGACCAGGUGCGCAAGUGAAUGGCCUUGGAGGCGGUCCUGAUGAUGAGGACAUGGCGCUCGGAGGCGCUGUCCAAUCUCCAGAUGCGUACGAGCCACCUGAGAUCGAUGGUGGACUCGGAGGCAGCUUCACAGCAUAUGGCCAGGGCGCAAACGGUGGAAAUAGAAAUGCCUGGGGAGGUGGAACGACGCCUUAUGGCGCCACGCCGUAUGGAGCGACUAAUUAUGGAGGCUUUUGA
Talaromyces atroroseus is the source of this 1059-nucleotide messenger RNA. RefSeq names its product DNA-directed RNA polymerase II subunit RPB3. Bases 1 to 1059 code for a protein of 352 amino acids. The transcript is spliced from 3 exons. Lineage: Eukaryota; Fungi; Ascomycota; Eurotiomycetes; Eurotiales; Trichocomaceae. Gene Ontology annotation, cellular component: RNA polymerase II, core complex. Gene Ontology annotation, biological process: DNA-templated transcription. The record is from RefSeq and is a predicted model, not a curated record. Gene Ontology annotation, molecular function: protein dimerization activity; DNA-directed RNA polymerase activity; DNA binding.